Molecule: messenger RNA, 2118 nt
Organism: Spodoptera littoralis (African cotton leafworm)
Lineage: Eukaryota; Metazoa; Arthropoda; Insecta; Lepidoptera; Noctuidae
Source: the annotation of a GenBank genome assembly
AUGUCUUUUGUCUUAGUUUUCCGCCGAAAAAGGUCAUUCACAGAAUAUACGCGAUGGCGCGCAAACCAAGAAACUACAAAUGAGUUCCUAGUGAAGGUGUUAGAUGAAGAUUUAACAACUGCAGUCCAAACUCAGCAAAUAGUGGCCGUAAACAUACAACCUGUGACGAAAGGAGGCAUCUAUGCUGUUCGAAAUUCACUUCGUGACGAUAGUCCACCGGCCAGCCCUCAGUUUCUAGCACGGACUCCAACAUUGAUGGCACGACAGUAUGCACCAAUAGCUCCGGUUGCAUUCAGUCGUCGUACUACAACAGCGCCCUUAAAACCACCCAUUUUAAACGAUUAUGAUCAAGAUUCCCAAUCAUCCGUUGCAAUUCCUUCACGAACCGAAGAUUUGGCAGAAAUAACAGUCCCACAACGAAGUACAACUAAAUUAGACCAAUUCCGGAGAAUUCAUUCAUUUGACCCGACUCCAAACUACGAUUUAAUGACGCGAACUACGUAUUCAGUCCCCGCUAGAACAGCACCACCGUUUGAAUUUACCGUGGCAAACGACAUCGAAGUUGACAUUGAAUCCACGACUGAACGAAAAUUUUUUGAUGGUGUCAGAAGAAAAGAAGAUGGAACUAAGAGAGACGCUGAAAAAGAUUCUGAAUCUUCAUAUAAUAUGAUGUUUUAUAAUGAUGAAGAUAGCGAUAGUACAAAAUCUAAUAAAAAGGAAGAUCAAGAAUUAAGUGAGAACUAUUAUGAAAAAAAAGGUGUUCACGAUGAGGCUCUAGAAAAAGAUUCGACUGAUGCAAAGGAAAUAGAUAUGGAGUACGCUGAUAAUAGAAAUGCCAGUUUAAAAGAGUUACAUAUUUACCAAGAACAGAUUAGUUCUGAUAACAUCACGGUGAAAAUGCCAGCUAAAGGUGUAAUUGGCAUUCCCGGUAUUGAAGAAGUAACAAGUAAAGGAUUUAAAGAUUCACUGCGAGACAAACGUCGUUCGAUUUGCAGUUUACUUCAAGUUAGGCAACUGAACUUUAAUUCACCACGAACUUUAGUAGAGAUAACGAAUCAAUUGAAACUAUGGGCGGAUGAGAGUCCAGUGGCCAAGUGGGUGGACAUAACACAUGGAAAUUUCACCACCAUGGAGAAUCCUAUUUAUAUGAUGAUAGUAGAUGACCCAGCUAGCGGUCAGAUUGUUUCUGCUAAACAAACUGUUAUGAUUGUCGCAGGUAUGCAAGGACGAGACCACCAUGCCGUGGCCGCCGCAAUGUAUGUGUUGUAUCAGCUCGUGGAACGUAGCGAAGCACACGUCGACCUGCUGACGAAGUAUCGCUUCUGGAUUAUACCAGUAUUCAACCCAGAUGGAUACGACUACUCUAUGACAUUCCCACACAGACGAGAAUGGUCAAAAAAUUUACGUCAAUUAUGGGACACGUGUAAGGGACGUGAUUAUUGCAGUUCGUGCGAGACUCAAGGGAUACGAUGCACUAUUCAACCGUGCUACGGCGUCAAUCUCGACAGGAACUUUGAAUAUCAAUGGAUUCCUGCGGAUGAAUUACGAGCCGAGCAUCCAUGCGGCGAACUGUACGCAGGGCCACGCCAGCUCAGCGAAGCAGAGACCCGUGCUCUUACACUCUUCAUGGACGAACAACGCACACCACUAUUCACAUUCAUUGCAUUUAAAGAAGGGAGUGUACUCGGGGUCAUGUAUCCAUAUUCACACACGAGGAAAAAGCGUGCCUACGAUCAAAUAUAUAGACAACGAGCUACGAGAGCUGCUUCGGCUGCGUUUAGCAUCAGCAACCGGCCGUACGUGGCUGGGCAGACAUCAGAGUUCCUACCACUUUAUGCUGGUGGCAUAGAAGACUGGGUUGACGGCCACCUGGGUAUCGAUAACACAUAUAGUAUUAUGAUGUUUCGACCAACGGAUUCGUACAAUUCUAAACUUAUUACAGAGCGUGUUGUUCACGAAGCGUUUGCAGCCAUGGACACUCUGCUCUUGCAAAGUAUGAUGCCCACGCUUCCCCGGCCGGUCACAUUAGCACGUCAACGCAUCCGCAGUUCCUCCUCGUUUACAAGUCCAACAUGUUUAAUGACAUUAAUACCUAUAAUUUUACUACUUAAUAGUUAA